GGUUUUUCGUACAUUCACGUCAGCACGCUUGUAUUUUUGGAAAACCGGAACAUUUCGGGGGAUAAUGGACAGUGAGCUCAUGGAACUUUACAUUUGUUCAUACCUAAAUAAGCUUUAAUACAGCAACGGGUUGGAGGACCUUGUUUUCUAAAUUUGCGUCGGCGGAAUCGCAGAUCUGAAACAGAAGAGAUGCCUAACGCCUCUACAAGACCUAAAAGGACGAGACGUCAGAGGCGAGCUCAGAGAGAAGAUGCUGCGAGAAAUGAGCUGGUGUCUCGAUCACUUGAGAGUGCUCAGCAGUGUCUGUUCAGUCAGGACUACGGCACUGCUUUUGUUCAUUAUCUCUUGGUGCUAAACAUCGCUCCAGCCCUUAAAGACUUUGCAAAUGAGUCAUUUAGAUUCACUCUGUUUAAAUGGGCUGAUGAGCUGGAUUCUCUGGGACGCAUUCAGGACCUCUUUGAUUGCUAUGAACAAGCUAUGGAGUUGUUUCCAGUCGAUGAGGUGAUAGUGAACAGCAUGGGAGAGCAUCUCUUCAGAAUGGGAUUUCGGGACGAGGCUGCCGGACAUUUUUACAAAGCACUCAAACUCCGACCAGACUUCCCAGAGGCAAAGGAGAACUUUUAUCGUGUUGCUAACUGGUUGGUGGAACGCUGGCAUUUCUUAAUGCUCAACGACCAUGGCCGGAACCACAAGUACCAGCUGGCAAUUCAGAAAGCUGUUAUGGGAGGAUGCAACACUGUUCUGGACAUCGGAACUGGCACCGGCAUCCUCGGAAUGUGUGCAAAGAUGGCAGGUGCUUCUGAGGUCUAUGGCUGUGAGCUGUCAAAGACAAUGUACGAGCUGGCAUGCGAGGUGCUCUCAGCCAACGGGAUGGCAGACAGCAUAAAGAUCGUUCACAUGAAGUCUCUGGAUAUGGAAAUUCCAAAAGACAUUCCAAACAGGGUGUCACUGGUUGUAACAGAAACUGUAGAUGCAGGGCUGUUUGGUGAGGGCAUCGUUGACAGUCUGAUUCAUGCAUGGAAGCAUCUUCUGUUACCGCCACCUAACACCCAGGAACCACUGUCCAGUCCAUCGCAAACAGGCCGAGUAAUACCUGCUGGUGCAACUGUGUUUGGAGUGGCUGUACAGUGCUACGAGAUACGUAGACACCACAGGCUAUGUGCAUCUACAGUGGGAGGGUUAGACCUAUCUGCAGUAGGACAGAUCUACAGUCCUGUGAGCUGUUCAGCGGAGUCUGAGGAUAGCACAGAGCCCUAUACUACUGAGAGACUGAGCCGUCUGCGUGGAGGAUACAUUCUACUCACACAGCCUUUCACAGCACUGGACAUAGACUUCAAUAAUGUGCAGGAGCUGGAGGGUCUUUGCUCCAGAGAGGUGACACUGCUACGACUACGUGUGACUCAGGAUGGAGUUCUUGAUGCUCUGGCUGUGUGGUUUCAGCUGCACCUGGACCAGGACAACCACCUGUCCACUGGCCCACAGGAGAACACAUGCUGGGAGCAGGCUGUCUAUCCUGUACAGAGUCCAUUCAAUACCGUGAAACGUGGUGAUGAACUGCUGGUGGAAGUUUCUUCUAAGGACACUUAUCUGAGACUGUGCUGUGUUGCUUUUGUAAGAGACGGACAAACAUUCCAUCUAGAUGAUCUAAAUAAAGGACCUUCCAAGAUCCUCACCACAAACCCUGAGGCAGACCUAUGCAGUGCUCUGGCUAGCCUUCAAACCAACCUGGAGAAACCAUCUCCCACUUUUUUGUUAGAGUGUUCAGAGAUCGCCCUCCUCAAUAACACAACAUAUCAUAACAGCUUCCAAAAGGCCAUGAGCAAACUACUAGCUUCUCUUAAGUCAACUAGGAGCUCACAGGACUCUGAUCCGGUCUAUGUACUUGAUGUUUCAGAGGGCUUCUCCGUGCUUUCCUUGAUGUCAGCCCAGCUAGGUUUAGAUUCAGAAGAAUACAAAAAACUCAGCACAGGGUUGGUUCAAGCCUACAGCUCGGUGGAGAAGGAACAUCACCAGGCGAUGCUGAGACUGCUGGCUAAAGGAAAUGGUGUGCCUGAAAGCACUCUGGAGUUCUGGUUGAGACAUGUGGAGGACGAUUCUGCUGUUCUGCAGCGGCCAGCCACUGAGAAGCUCUGGAGUGCAAUCAUCAUGGACUGCAUAGAAACCUGCGGCCUUAUCAGACAGAAACUGUUGGAGAAAGCGGUGUUUGCAAGGUGUUUGUUGGAGGAUGGUGGACAGAUUUUCCCAGAGCGUAUUGUGAUCCACGGCAUGCUCGUAGAGUCAGAUACACUGCUUCAGGAAAGCGCUGUUCAAGGAACAGAACCGACUCUUGGGUUCAACAUUGCUCCAUUCAUCAAUCAAUUCACAGUACCUGUUCAUAUGUUUUUGGACCUAUCCACCCUAGAGUGUACACAUCUUAGUGAACCAGUAGAACUCUUCACACUGGACCUCAUGAACAGCACUGCCAAUUACACCAACAAAGAUGUCAAAAUUCAAGUCAGUACUUCUGGCAAAGUGACCGCCAUCCCCUUCUGGUAUCAGAUCCAUCUGGACUCUGAGCUGAGCGUCAGCACCUUCAGUGCAGACUCUCACUGGAAGCAGGCGGCGGUGGUCCUCCAGCAGCCCCUUGCAGUGAGCAGCGGAGAAUGGGUCCAGCUCAGCAUCCGGCUCCACAAGAGCAGCAUCUCCAUAUCAGCUGUUAAAGAUGAAGGGCUUGGAGCUGAUGAAUGACGUCAGCAAGGGGAGGGGUUUGUAGACAUGAAACCAUCACAGAAAGGGUGCUUCUAAGCAAUAGCUCAUGAAGGGGAGGAGUUAUGAUUAUGUUAAGCCUGAAAUACAGUAAAGUACACUUCAAAAUGUACAAAUCACUGCUAAUGGGCAAUUGUAUUAUUGAUGUAUUUUACAAUGUAAAUAUUUUUAAAAAACACAUUUUACAUAAAACAAAUUUCACUACUAAAUUGUAUGGCUCGAUACAUAUUUUAGGUACACUUAUUGAAAUAUAAGCAGGGAAUAAAGGCAAUGAAUAUACAUUUCU
This is a messenger RNA of Xyrauchen texanus (razorback sucker), 3031 nucleotides long. It is a transcript of the gene prmt9, whose product is annotated as protein arginine methyltransferase 9. Gene Ontology annotation, molecular function: protein binding; protein-arginine omega-N monomethyltransferase activity. The record is from RefSeq and is a predicted model, not a curated record. NCBI's taxonomy places the organism in Eukaryota, Metazoa, Chordata, Actinopteri, Cypriniformes, Catostomidae. Bases 190 to 2727 code for a protein of 845 amino acids. The transcript is spliced from 14 exons. Gene Ontology annotation, biological process: peptidyl-arginine methylation.